Aspergillus heteromorphus CBS 117.55 is the source of this 2201-nucleotide messenger RNA. RefSeq names its product putative transcription factor RfeF (gene rfeF). The record is from RefSeq and is a predicted model, not a curated record. The transcript is spliced from 8 exons. Bases 247 to 2169 code for a protein of 640 amino acids. Lineage: Eukaryota; Fungi; Ascomycota; Eurotiomycetes; Eurotiales; Aspergillaceae.
CCUUCUCCUUCCCUCUCUUCCCCUCCCCCUCUCUCUUCCACUACCCCGAUUAAGUAACCCAUUAAGUCAUCAACACACCGCAGUGAAAGAUGGGGUUCGCUUCCAAGAUCGCCAACAGCCAGAGCCAGAACCCACCCCCCAACAUGAGUAACAAGCCCGGCGUCUACGGAGGAGCCCCUCCGGCAGGCUAUACUGGCGGUCCUCCUGCUGCACUGCAGCCUGGAGCUCCUGCUGGGAACAGUGGAUAUGCUGACGCACCGCACCUUAUUCACCUCUCCAGCAACAGCAGCAACCUCAACAGCAGCAGCAACAGCAGCAGCAACAGUACCGACCUUAUCAAGCCUCCCCUGCUCCAUCCGGCGCUUCGCUUCGGCCUGGUUCAGCCAGCAGUCCCCGUAUCCGACUUCGCCUCAGCAAUCGUACCAAGCGUACGCGCCUCCAUCGGUCCCGCAAAACAAGCCUGUUCCUUCGCCAUCCCCGGGCCCUCAGUCUGCCUAUUCGGCCGCCUAUUCGACUCCCCAGGCUGCUCCUCAAGGACACUAUCCUGGCCCUCAGUCGGGUUAUGCGCCCGCGUAUCCAUCGCAAUCGCCAAUUCCCCAAACCUACUCUCCGUCACCAUAUGGGACCCCUGCACCACUGCAGCAACAAGGCUAUUCUCAACCAUCUCCCUACGGGACUACUAGAGAGCCCGCGUAUGGACAGUAUGGACAACCGCAGCAAGGAUAUGCCCGAGCCCCGCCCCCUCCACCUCAGAACCAGCCCUACGGAGCGCCUGGACAACAGUAUCCUCCACAGCUAUCCUCUCAAGGACCGUCCUACCCCCCUCAGAAUGCGCCUUACCCCGGCGCCCCCGGACGCGCUCCCCAGCCGGGUGCUCCGUCCGGACCACCGGGAGCUGCGUAUGGCCCCCCUGGUGGUGCGCCCGCUCCCCGUGCCACGGAGCAGCAGGUUGCCGCAUACAGACAACUUUUGAUCGGAACCAUCCAAGAGAAGCGCCUUCAAAGCUUUUGGCCCGCAGAGAAGCUGGACAGACUGGUCCAAAGCCUCUCCCUCGAGGCGCCUGCCAAGGUCAGCAAGCUGGUGCACGAGUUGGCUGUGCCCCAGGAAGUGGCUAUGGAUAUCAUGAAGCUAUCUCUCUUCGACGUGAUCCUUUAUGUGGACGACAGUGGCUCGAUCGAGUUCGAGGAAAGAGGCGUGAGAAAGGAGCAGCUGAAGCAAAUUAUCGAAAUUGUUGCCUCUGCCGCAUCCACCUUUGACGACGACGGCAUCUCGGUGCGGUUCAUGAACAACGCCGAGCAAGGAGAUGGAAUCCGCAAUGCGGACGACGUCACCCGACUCGUCUCGCGUGUUCGCUUCCAAGGUCUCACCCCGCUGGGAACCGGCCUGCGCAACAAGGUCCUCGACCCGAUGGUUGUGGGCCCGGCCAGGCAGAAUCGCCUUCAGAAGCCAGUCCUGGUCAUCACCAUUACCGAUGGCCAGCCUGCUGGCGAGCCUCUUGAUAGUGUCGCCAACUCGAUCGGCUAUGCCGUGAAUGAGGUCUCUCGAACCCAGUAUGGACAGGGUGCCGUUUCCUUCCAGUUCUCGCAGGUGGGCAAUGACACCAAGGCCCGGGACUUCCUCUCCGCGCUGGAUGAAGACCCGCAGAUUGGGGCACUGGUCGAUUGCACUUCGAACUUCGAAGUUGAGCAGGAUGAAAUGUCUCGCGCCGUCCCACCGGUGUACCUGACUCGUGAACUCUGGUGUGCUAAAUUGAUGCUUGGUGCUAUUGACGCUUCGUACGAUACCAAGGACGAGAAGGCUGCGGGCCGAGGCCUUCCCCCCUCUGCUCCUCCCGGACCUCCGGCCGGUCAGUAUGGAGGCUACGGCCAGCCAAGCUAUGGCAGCCAGCCCCCGUCAGCUUCAUAUGGCUCCUACAACCAGGCCGCCUACCCUCCUACGCCGGGCUACAGUCAGGCAGCUUACCCUCCUAACCAGGGCCAAGGUCAGGCACCCGCGCCGGGAUACGGUCAAGGCUACGGUGGGGGAUACGGCACCCAGUCGCCUCAUCCCGCCCAGUCGCCUCAUCCGAGCCAGUCGCCUCACCCCGGCCAGGCUGGGUACGGACAGUCUUCCACCGGAGCCACCCGGGGUUAUUCUUCCUACGGAGCCCCAGCGCCGCCCAGGUACUAGGCUAGAUCAAGAUGCGCGGCGCCAUUGCCAAG